UGCGGUCCGGUUAUAUGGUGCCCUCCUCCGUUCUUGUUUUGAUGUUGAGCUGUGAAAUUUAUUAAAUACUGAACGGUCAAGAAAUGCUUGAUGUAGAUAAAUGGAUAAGCAUCGCGAAGGAAUGCAAGUACUUGCCUGAAAAUGACCUUAAGAAAUUAUGCAGCAUGGUGUGUCACCUGCUACUGGAAGAAUCCAAUAUACAGCCCGUGUCAACCCCUGUAACAGUGUGCGGCGAUAUUCAUGGCCAGUUCUACGACCUCGAAGAGCUUUUUCGGACAGGUGGUCAAGUGCCAGAGACCAAUUACAUUUUUAUGGGUGAUUUCGUGGACAGAGGUUACUACAGCCUAGAAACCUUCACGCGGCUACUUACCCUGAAGGCUAAGUGGCCAGACCGAAUUACAUUGCUGCGUGGCAACCACGAAAGUCGUCAAAUCACUCAAGUUUAUGGGUUUUAUGAUGAAUGCCAGACAAAGUAUGGCAAUGCUAAUGCGUGGAAGUAUUGUUGCAAGGUGUUUGACCUUCUCACCGUUGCUGCUAUAAUUGACGAGCAAGUUCUCUGCGUCCACGGCGGUCUUUCACCACAGAUCAAGACGCUAGACCAAGUUCGUACAAUCGAGAGGAAUCAGGAGAUCCCCCACAAGGGCGCUUUUUGUGAUCUAGUAUGGUCGGAUCCAGAGGAUGUGGAUACGUGGGCAGUAAGCCCAAGGGGAGCAGGAUGGCUUUUUGGUGCUAAGGUCACUCAUGAGUUUAUGCUGCUGAACAACUUGAAGCUAAUAUGUAGAGCACAUCAACUAGUGCACGAAGGCUAUAAAUACAUGUUCGACGAGAAGCUGGUAACCGUCUGGUCUGCACCCAACUAUUGCUACCGGUGUGGUAACAUCGCUGCUGUUCUGGCUUUCGUUGAUGCAAACACUCGAAAUGCCAAACUCUUCCAUGCUGUGCCUGACUCUGAGCGAGUCAUACCUCCCCGAAAUACUACGCCAUACUUCUUGUAAAAUUCUUCGUCACCUUGUUUGCACCCUGGCAUGAUGACAUCGCAACAUCAGAACAUCAUUCCAUUCUGAUAACCGUACAGAUCACAAAAUAAAAAGAUUAAUUUCUGUUGCUAUGUAA
Ornithodoros turicata is the source of this 1113-nucleotide messenger RNA. RefSeq names its product serine/threonine-protein phosphatase 6 catalytic subunit (gene PpV). Gene Ontology annotation, cellular component: cytoplasm. Gene Ontology annotation, biological process: G1/S transition of mitotic cell cycle. Lineage: Eukaryota; Metazoa; Arthropoda; Arachnida; Ixodida; Argasidae. The coding region runs from base 84 to 995 and encodes 303 amino acids. The transcript has 10 exons. The record is from RefSeq and is a predicted model, not a curated record. Gene Ontology annotation, molecular function: protein serine/threonine phosphatase activity.